Sparassis crispa is the source of this 1077-nucleotide messenger RNA. RefSeq lists its product with no specific name. Gene Ontology annotation, biological process: chromatin remodeling. The transcript has 8 exons. The record is from RefSeq and is a predicted model, not a curated record. Bases 1 to 1077 code for a protein of 358 amino acids. NCBI's taxonomy places the organism in Eukaryota, Fungi, Basidiomycota, Agaricomycetes, Polyporales, Sparassidaceae.
AUGUCUCUCCACCAAGACGGCCCAUGCCUACGUUAUCCAGAAAAUCUGGGCCUACAUCCUACUAUCACCCAUGAGGUAGCGGUGUCCAUGCUGCUGCGCGCCACGCAACUCGCCCAAACGACUCCAUUUACGUGGGGAUACAUCGACAAGCCAUCCGAGGGCCAGCUGUUCCUUGUCUUCAUUACCCAACAACAACCAAUAUUGCAGGAUGGUCUCCGGUACCAAGAGCAGGAGCAGCGCUAUGUUCUCCCUGCAGGCCCGGGACGCGAACUAGAGGUAAUGGAGACGAAAUUCGGCUUCAUCCCCGGACAAGAUAGCGUUGCGUUCCGCAUGCGCCGGCGGUACCGGCUGCACAAAGGCGGACACCCGCAGCUUAUGCUCAUCCAUUAUCUGCGGGGCCAGAACGUGCCCAUCGUUCCCUCAUUGAACCAGCCCGCACGCGUGUAUCCCCUUCGUCCGCUGAACGAGCCAUCCAUCUUCGUUAUGGGAGAGAAGAUGGGACAGAAGGUCUUUACUGGAAGUGGCGGCAGUGCGCCGCCGGGCGAGCGCCAGCAGUCUCUCCCUCCUCCGAUGGCAGCGAUGAACAUGAACUUCGGCGUUGGCAUGAGUGGGAAUGCUCAAGCGCUCCUGGCCGCGCAGAAUAGCAACAUGGAGGCGCUCGAGCGGAGGAGCCAGCGGGACCGGAGUGGGAGCAUGAGUACGCGCCAGACGCAGUUGCCUCCAUCGCGUACGGAAGACGAGGAUUCGGCAGACGAGUCUGACUUAAUCUCGACACGCGCGUUGGCCCUAACACGUUAUAAGCGAAACCAUGAGCUGAUGAAUGAAGUGUUCAUGUACGCCGCGUUUAGUAAACUGAAAGAUAACGCACCGCGUGCCCCGCCAUACUCUAUAUUCAAUAAGGACGAACUUGAAGAAAAGGCCGCGAAGCUCGCAGCCGAGAUUGAUGUGCUGAAGGCGAAGGCUGCUUCAAGGCAGGAAGCUCGUCUGAGGGCCGAGGCAUCUAGUGGGCCAGAUGAUGCAGGAGAUGUCUCCAUGACCAUCGAUCCUCCAAAUGCUGCAGAAGGCAUAAUGGUGUGA